Messenger RNA from Mizuhopecten yessoensis (Yesso scallop), 4091 nucleotides. RefSeq names its product dipeptidase 1-like. NCBI's taxonomy places the organism in Eukaryota, Metazoa, Mollusca, Bivalvia, Pectinida, Pectinidae. The coding region runs from base 137 to 1477 and encodes 446 amino acids. Gene Ontology annotation, molecular function: metallodipeptidase activity. The transcript has 11 exons. The record is from RefSeq and is a predicted model, not a curated record. Gene Ontology annotation, biological process: proteolysis.
AUAAGUUGUCACUCCCGUAAGCGGUCGUGCGUUGCUAACAGCUUUCCAUACCUUUGCCUAGACAAGAACAGUGUUUUAUCAGAAAUUGUACUACGUACGCACUACAAGGGUCUAGAAUACGUGACGUCACUUCAAAAUGUCGACAGGGGGAUCUACACAUGGUCUGACGUCGUCGGAACUGGCGUUCAAAAAGGGAAGCAAUCGUGACAAGUUGGUCCUCGGUUUGGUGAUAGUGGGUGGGUUAGCCCUAGUUAUUGGACUUGCUGUGGGCAUUCCCUUGUCUAGACGAGCAGCGCCAGCAGUACCAAUACACGACCCCGACCUUGCUUUCGCUAAAACGUUUUUGCAAACGAACGUAUUGAUUGACGGCCAUAAUGACCUUCCGUGGCAGUACCGUCAGUAUGCUAAAAAUAAGGCCUAUUCUGUCAUGCUCAACGAGGAUACACGAACGCAGUGGCCAGCAGGCACCCCCAUGACCGAUAGCGCCUUUCCAGUUUUGCCUCCUCAGACAGACAUUCCGAGGCUCAGGGCGGGAGAAGUCGGUGCACAGUGGUGGGCGGCGUUCGUCUCGUGCGCUGCUACAUUUAAGGAUGCAGUACGACAGGGAUUUGACCAGGUUGACGUAAUCCACAAGUUUACCGCCAAAUAUCCAGAGACCUUCCAACUGGCUUUGUCUGCAUCUGAUAUUGAGACGACAUUUGCAAACGAUAAAAUUGCCAGUCUUAUCGGUCUAGAAGGCGGUCACAUGAUCGGAAACUCUCUCGGUAAUCUCCGUAUGUACUACAUGAUCGGUGUCAGGUAUAUGACCUUGACCCACAGCUGUGACACUGACUGGGCGGAUAACUACAAGGCGGACAUAAAUGGUGGGAUAUCUAAAGGUCUCACAGACUUCGGAAGGAUUGUGGUCCGUGAAAUGAACAGACUGGGAAUGAUCAUAGACUUGUCACACGUGUCUUAUCAAACCAUGCUUGACGCCAUGCAGGCAUCGGUAGCACCCGUAAUCUUCAGUCACUCGUCCGCCUUCGCGCUUUGUAACCAUUACAGGAACGUCCAGGAUGACGUCCUCCUAAAGCUGAAACAAAACAAGGGUGUCAUAAUGAUAAAUUUCUACACUGGUUUUAUCAACUGUGAUGCAGACCACGCAAACACAACAACAGUAGCACAAGUAGCAGACCACAUCGAUUACGUGAAGAAUCUAAUAGGCGUCGACUACGUGGCUAUAGGCGCUGACUACGAUGGUGUGCCCUUCAUGCCCUUGGAGCUAGAGGAUGUUUCGACUUACCCCGUGAUAUUUGCCGAACUCCACAGGCGAAAAUGGUCGAUUGAAGAUCUUCAGAAACUGGCCGGCUUGAACUUCCUCCGGGUCUUCCGAGCGGUUGAACAGGUGAGAGAUAACAAGAGUAAUGAUAACCCACAUGAGGACAUCAUCAAUCCAGCCGACUACAUAACGCUUCAUAACUGCACAACAAGUUUCUAGGAACCACUAAUGCCGACCUCGUCAAUAUUUCCUGUGCGUCCUUAUUGCACUCAUUUCAAAAGCGUUUCACAAACGGUUAUCAUGUUAAAAAAUACGACAAAAAUAGAGAUAUAUUUUCCCUUCUUCUAAAACUCAAAUAGUGAAAUAUAUAUGCAAUCCAUCAUUAUGCAAAACAUCUACAUGUACAUUCUUAAGUGUGCUUGUAAGUCGUAGAACACAUUAGACUCGUUAAUAAAUCAAAGAAUUCAGUUGAAUGACAAGAGCUUGUACCGAGCUAAAUUCUGGAGCCUAGCCCGGUGCUCGCCAAACAAAGCUAAGUCGUCUUAUUGUCACUUAGUGAAAAUGUACUCAUUUCUCUUAUUGAUGAUUGUGGACCUACUUCCCAAAAUAAAAUAUUUAUGUUAGAGAGAGCAAAAAUGAAAAAAUUAUCAUGAAAUCCAGUAAAGUUUUUGUUGUGUAUUAUAUUAAUGUUUAAAACGUUCUUUUGAGACGAUUAUAAAGCAUAAACACUAGAAAAAUGGAAAUAAAAAAUAAACUACAUUAUUUCAUAUUUAAUUUGAUUAUUGCAUGAAUGUAUUUCGGAUAUUCAUUGUAAGAUUGUUUUGUUUCCUAUAUAUAAUAUGAUCCCGAAAAAAUAUUGGAUGAAAAUUGAAGGACAUGCAUUAUGAAAAUAAUGUCAAAUGAAAGAGACCCAAUUCAGUAACCCUUUACAUAAUUUAUUAAAUUUAAAUGAAAGAAAGGUCCAUGCAAUUAGUACCUCUUUCCUUCAUCUGAAGAAACUGAAAAUUUUAGAUAAGGAUUUUUUACGAAACAUGUUCAUGCAGUGUCAUAACAGUCAUAACUAACCCAAUUAUCUUGUACAUGUAUCUGUUAUAACAUUUUUUUUAUGUGACGUUGUCAAUGGUAUUCAUGCGAAAGAAAAAGAUAAUAAUAAAAACAAAGUAAUAUGUUUCAUGACAUAAACUCAUGUUCUUAUGUCAAUUUUAAAAAUCUUUAACAAGUAUCUAUUUGUUUGAGUGAUUAAAUUCUUAAGUGUAAGCACUAUAUAAAACAAGGAUAUCUAUUUACGGGAUGUGUUAACAGUUAAUAACAGUAAUGGGAGAAGAUACAUGAUGAUUAUUUGAUCAAACUAAUUAUAAAAUAUUUCACUUUCGGUUGGUUUCCAUAUAUUAUGUAUUAUUAUUGUUUGGUCGUACUGGAAUAACCUAUAGUGGUUGAUGUUAAUGGGAAUGUAGUUUGCAGGCAUAUAAAUCGUUAAAAAAAAAUUCACAUCAGUAAUGUAAAAUGUACCAAAAAUGUUCGCUAAUUUUCUUAGCGUUUAGUUGAUCUAAUAAUCGGACCAAAUUAAUUUGCACGUGUAUAUGAGUUCAAUUGACCAUGUAACAUAGAUUCACGGUAAUAGUAUUAUAACUACUUUACUUUAUACCUCAGUUUUAGUGUGUAUGUUCAUGAGGAUACUCUUCGACAACCUUCCUUUCUAUACGAGAUUAUAACAUGGAACAUUAUUUCAUAUUCUUAAAUUUAACUUCUCGAGUUUUAUAAGAUAUAUAUUCCUAUACGUUAAAGUGUCAUUGUGUGAGAAUUUGUUAUUAACUGAUGUAAAUGUGUUUCAUGAAAAUCUAUUGCCUGGUGAUUUUAUGUAAUUAUUCAUACUAUUCCAUUUAUAUGCAGAGGGUCAAUUAAAGUAUACAAUUAAAUCAUAUCCCAACUUUUGUUGUAUGUACAAUGUAUCUUAAAUAAAUAUUUCUUCUAUAUAGUAUGCUAAUUAUAAAAUUCAUUCAAAACAAAUCUGCUUUAAAAUAUUCAUUUAGUUAUAAUGUAUCAUUUGACACCCCACUUUAUAAGCGUAGUAUAUCAGCGAGGAAGAAAUAAGAUAUUCUUUUUAUCCUAUCGUGUCAUCAUUAACAUUAAUAGGAUGACAAUAGAUCAAUUUCGAAGAUCGUAUAUAUAGGACAGCAAGCCACCAAUAGACGUUAUUUCGAACGAGUACUAUUAUAUUUACUAAAACAACACCUUUUACUAGCACAUCAGCGCAUACUUUUGAUAGGUAGUGCAGAUGGGAAAUGGCAAAAAGUUUUGUUUAGGAAAAAAAAAUUUUGGUUUUGUAUUAAUACAGUAGAAUGACUUUGAUCCGAGUGCUUAUGCCUAGUUUACAUAAGUUUGUUGUGAAUUUAAUGGGCAUAAUUCAUUUCAACAAUCUUCUUCUUAGUGUAAGUAUGAGUGGUAUUUUAGUAUAAUUCAUAUACGUCCUUAUCAGUAUACCGACAAGAGCAAAUAAAAAUAACUGAUGAAUAUCUAAUGAUGUCAUUUUUAUUGAUAUUCAUUCAGGAUUCCUUUUAGAUGUUUGACUUGAUUUGUAUCAUUACGGGAAAAAAUCCAAUUUUUAGCAUUACACAGAUUGCAGUUUGGUAUUUUUGGGGCUUUGAUUUUAUUUCUAUCAUAAUAUCGCAAAAAAAAUCGGAACGUAUGACAUGCUGCUAUACACAUCGAAGUGUAAAAUGUUGGAAUAACAGCAGCUAUAAAAUGAACUAAGCAAUGUGUCAAAUAAACUUAUUGCUAAACAUGGUGUAAGCAAUUUAUCUGUUUGACGUAUAAAUAUAUUUUUUACUAAUAU